Messenger RNA from Ectocarpus sp. CCAP 1310/34, 453 nucleotides. The record is from the annotation of a GenBank genome assembly. NCBI's taxonomy places the organism in Eukaryota, Phaeophyceae, Ectocarpales, Ectocarpaceae.
AUGAACGUGUCCACCGCUGCGCAGCUGGCGACCCUGGUGGAAAACACCAACUGCUCCAAUGGGGCGUUCGUGGUGUCCUGGCAGGGGGCGCUGACCCUGUCGGAACCGGUGUUGGUGGGGAACUCGACCACGUUGUCGGUCGAGGGGGUUGGGGACGGCGCUGUUUUGGAUGGUGGUGGUGGUAGUCGGCUCUUUCAGGUAUCUGGGGGAGCGUCUUUGUUUUUGGAAAACUUGGAGCUGCGCAAUGCGUCGGCGCCCUACUACAGCGGUGGCGGUGCCAUCUACGCCGACGGCGAGGAUGUAUCUCUUCUGGUAUCAUCGUGUAACUUCACGGGUAACAGGGCUCCCCUCGAUGGAGGCGCUAUCUUGUCGACCGGUGCCGGCUCCAUCAUUGUGGUCAACGACUGUCGCUUCGAAGGUACACGCGGCAUGGAAAAAGACCCUUGUCGGUGA